AUAUCCACCAUGAUUGUGAUUCAUUCCGAGUCUCCGACUGAUAAGCCUCGUUUUUUUUAGGAAUCAUUAGGGCUGUGUUAAGAAAAUAAAUUAAAGAAAAAUUCCAAACACUUUGAAUCUCUUAUCCUGGUGUUUGGUGAAAGAGAAAACGAAAGAAAAUGAAGCUGAAGCAAUUAGAAAGCAUGUUAGGAGAACUUGAACAAUUCUCCAAUCCAAAGAUAGAGCUGGAGCAGUACCCAACUGGACCUCACAUUGCUUCUCGAAUGCUUUACACUGCAGAGAAUUCGUUUGGUGAUGUGAGCAACAAGGUUGUGGCCGAUUUCGGCUGCGGCUGUGGCACAUUGGGUGCUGCGGCUGCUCUUCUGGGUGCGGAACAGGUUUUUUGCAUUGAUAUUGAUUCGGAAUCUCUUGAGUUAGCGUCUCUGAAUGCGGAGGAGCUUGAGUUGGACAUAAAUUUUAUACAAUGUGACAUCAGGAACUUAGGAUGGAGAGGUCCUAUUGUUGACACUGUUGUGAUGAAUCCUCCAUUUGGAACCCGGAAAAAAGGUGCUGACAUGGACUUUCUUUCUAUGGCUUUAAAGGUUGCUUCUCAGGCAGUUUAUUCUUUGCAUAAGACCUCAACAAGAGAGCAUGUGAAAAAAGCAGCUUUACGAGACUUAGGGGCCAGUAGUGCGGAUGUUUUAUGCGAGCUUCGGUACGAUGUACCACAACUAUACAAGUUUCAUAAGAAGAAGGACGUGGAUAUCGCUGUAGACCUCUGGCGUUUUGUACCCAAGAGCAGAGGAAAAAAGAGCAUUUAAAACUGAAUUUAACUUCUGUUUGGUCAAAAUGUGAAAAAUACACUGGAAUAUAUGCAUCAACAACAAUUGAUGAGAAAAUUGUUAUCUUCCCUUUUCAUUUCAUACAUCAGAAGAUCCCUGCUAGCAGUUUGUUCCCAAGUCA
Molecule: messenger RNA, 942 nt
Organism: Mercurialis annua (annual mercury)
Lineage: Eukaryota; Viridiplantae; Streptophyta; Magnoliopsida; Malpighiales; Euphorbiaceae
Exons: 9
Coding region: 159-800 (213 amino acids)
Biological process (GO): rRNA methylation
Molecular function (GO): rRNA (adenine-N6-)-methyltransferase activity; nucleic acid binding
Source: RefSeq, a predicted model, not a curated record